CGCAUUGCAACCUCUUUCUAGAAUCAAUACUUCGUAUUUGUCCUGAAUCGAGAUCUCGCCAGAUAGAAACCGUAUCCGAUUCAACUUAACUUUUGGACUACAUCAGCCGCUGACGUACCCCUAGUUGCAUAGGAGCCCAGCCUCUGAUUGUGUAACUCUAUUACUGCUGCUCACUCACCAAUACGGAGUUACGCUCGAAACUCCGCCAUAAUUAUAGUGAACCAAAGAACCUGCGGGAUCGACUGCAAAUCAUGAGUAUUGGGUGUCAAGACAGCUGAAACGUGUACAAUCUCCAACUCUCCCACGGAAUCAUGGCACCCGCGAGCCAACGUUUCGCCAACCAUCCCGGUGCAAAGGAGGCACCGGCCUCGGCGCUGGAGUAUCACCAUGACAGAGACGAGAACCCAGUGCUUCGUGGACUGCCUCUUGCGGUAGCCUCUACUCUAGUCGAAAGAUCAGGAUGGGUCCAGAAACUUAUCUGGAAAAACGCCAAAUUCGGCCAGGCCACUCCUGGUCUGGAGGGCGUGGCAUGGAGGAUACUGCCCAACGUAAUUUCCCUGGGAGACGGUGUCUCGCCAGCUGGCAUGCUUGAACUCGGCCCAGAGCUCCACCAACCCCAGCCCGCAGACCUACCAGGCCGGUUCUACUCAGCCGCCGAUUACCAUGGGCUCUACAAGUCCGGGGAGGUCACACCUCUGCAGGUGGCUGAGGCGCUACUGCCAUUGAUCAGGCGAGAUGUCCGGCCGCAGUCCAAGUAUGCUGUCGCUUGGACCCAAUGCAAUGUCGACGAAGUGCUGGCUUCGGCGAAGGCGUCGACUGACCGGUGGGCUGCUGGGAAGCCGCUCGGCAUUCUGGAUGGGGUGCCAUUUGGCGUGAAGGACGAUAUUGACGUGAAGGGAUUUGUUUCGACUAUGGGUAUGAAAGUGGACAAGUCGGAGGGCUAUUUCAACAAGCCCAGCACGAAGACUGCUUCGCCGGUGCAGAGGCUUGAAGAAGCCGGGGCGAUCAUGAUGGGAAAGCUGAACCAGCAUGAGCUCGGCAUGGACACCACUGGUUGCAACCCAUCCACAGGCACCCCUACCAACUGGUACAACAAGUCAUACUACCCAGGGGGGUCCUCGUCAGGCGCAGGGUCUGCGCUCAGCGGUGGUCUGGUGCCUAUAACGGUUGGAACCGAUGCGGGCGGCAGCAUCCGAAUCCCGGCAUCGUUCUGUGGCGUGUACGGUCUGAAGCCGACGUACAAUAGAACCUGUCAGAUGAGCUCGUCGAUGGUCGUGAUGGGGCCGAUAGCUUCAACCGUCGCAGACCUGACGACUGCAUACCGGCUCAUGUCGCAGCCCAACGCUGACGACCCACCCCAGAACCUCUUCGCUGUGUCCACGCCGCCUGACCCGUCGGCCAAGAAGUACCUCGGCAUCUGCCGCGAAUGGAUAGCCACGGCGUCGGCCGACGUCAUUAGCGUUUUUGAUCAGGCCGUCGCCCAUCUCAUCAGCCAUCUCGGCUACGAAGUAGUCGACAUCAAGCUCCCCUUCCUCCGCGAGGGCCACAUCGCGCACGCAGGAACCUGCCUCACCGAAGCCGCCGCCGACGCCCGCGCCCGCGCCAGCAACCCGUCCCGAUACCUCAAGCUGCUCAACUACCCGAACCGCAUCCUCGUCGCCACCGGCACGCAGACAGCGGCUGGGGAUUACCUCCGCUACGGCCAGAUCCGCCAGGUCAUCAUGCAGCAUCUGGCCUUCCUCUUCGAGAAGUACCCGGGCCUGUUGGUCGUCACGCCGACGUCGCCCAUGGCCGGGUGGCCGAUCCGGCCCGGUGACGAGACGUUUGGGUUCUGCGACGGCAACCUGACAAUGGAUAACAUGAGGUUUGUGUGGUACGCCAACACGAGCGGGUGUCCCGCGGUGGCGUGUCCGGCGGGCUAUGUCGAUCCGGCGCAGGGCGAGGGUAAGUUGCCGGUGGGAUUGAUGGCUAUGGCUGAGUGGGGGGCCGAGGAACAGCUGUUGGGGUUUGCGAGGCACGUCGAGGGGUAUUUGAACGAGGUGUAUCCUGGCGGACGGCAGAGGUCGAAGGAGUGGGCGGAUGUGAUUGCGCUGGCAAGGCAGAGGAGUUGGGCAGGGGCGAAGCAGUGAAGAGUGGCGUUUGUAUGCGACAAGCUGUACUAGUAGUUACAGGAGGUUGCAUGGGGAGGCAUAGAAGAGCAACUACCACUCCCGGUUCCAUCCUGCCGUAAAUAAUUUGAGCCAGAUGUUCAUGAACCGUCAGGCAGUCAAGGGGCAGUCAUCCAUGCUUUCUCAUAUCACACUACUAGCUAGUAUGUAUCUGAGUCUCUGAGAUGCCUGGCACCGGAUUGCGCAUCGAAUCACCGCUCCACAGAAGGAGAGUGCAAGACUGCGCACAGACCUCCAGCGUGCAAAUCAGACCACCUGCGCAAAACCCCCCAGUUUCCCGCUAGAACGUAACAAUUCUCC
Chaetomium strumarium is the source of this 2468-nucleotide messenger RNA. RefSeq names its product amidase signature domain-containing protein. The transcript has 7 exons. Gene Ontology annotation, molecular function: catalytic activity. The record is from RefSeq and is a predicted model, not a curated record. Bases 312 to 2129 code for a protein of 605 amino acids. Lineage: Eukaryota; Fungi; Ascomycota; Sordariomycetes; Sordariales; Chaetomiaceae.